UUGGCUAAAUAAAGUGUUGCUUGGUUGUCUCAUGCGCCUACGUCACGAGUCAGUCGUCAACCGUCACCCGAGCGGAGCGGUUGUGUUUAAGACGACUGUAUAGUGUUGUGGUGUUGGUGAGCCGUAAUACUCCAAGAGGCAGGACAUUACAUGUGGCGACGAGGAAAAUAGUAAGUACACAUUUGUGGAAAUAAAAAGGGGAAAGAUAGUGAAAUAAGUGACGUCAUUCCCAGAGUUCUUUGCCUAUAAUUUGCUAUGAACCGGUUGUUUAAAUUAUUCGCUAUUGAUACCAAAACAAUUGCAUCUUCACUUCUUUACGAUUGUAGAUAAUUUUGUUCUUGACGGAAAUAUGAACAGCACUUACUUUGGUCGCUCUAAAGAUGUCACUCCUUUCACUGGAACAGUUCGACUGCAACGGUGAAUCUACCUCGAUGGGUGCACGAUGGGAGCGAUGGAAACGAGCACUAUUAAUUUACCUCGAAGCGUCGAACAUUGAUAAAGACGUAAAGAAAAGGGCCUCUCUUCUACAUUUCGGCGGAAUAGACUUACAGGAAGUAUUUUACAACAUCCCUGGGGCUAAUGUCGAACCAACUGAAGGCGAAGACGUGUUUGAAGUAGCGAUAUCUAAACUUGAUGCCUACUUUGCACCAAAGCAGAGCAAAGUUUACGAGAGACAUAUAUUCAGGCUCCUUAAACAAGAACCUGACGAAAAAUGUGAAAAAUUUGUUUUGAGACUGAGAAAACAAGCUGAUAAAUGUCAGUUUGCCAACAGAUAUGAAAACAUUAUCGACCAAAUAACGGAAAAAUGUUUCCUACCCGAACUGAGGAAAAAGAUAUUACGGAUUGGAGAUGAAAUUACAUUAGAGCAAGUAAUAACCGAAGCAAAUACUCUUGAAGUUGUUAAUAAACAAUUAGAAGAGUUUAAAACCCCGCUAAAAUCAAUCGAGAAUCAAGAAGUAAACAGGAUAGAUAGUAAAUUUAAAAGGAACUUUGAUACAUCAAGGAAUGUGGAAUAUGGAUGCGGUAGAUGUGGUAAUCUUAGACAUGCUGGAAAUGAUACGAACUGCCCAGCAAGGGAUAAAGAAUGCCUAAAAUGUGGUCUUAAGGGGCAUUUCAGACAAUACUGCCGAACGAAACAGACCUUGAAACGGAAAGGGGAAAGAGAAUAUAGAUAUGAACAUAAGAAAGGUCGUUUCAACAGGAAGAAGAAUGAAGUUAAUCAAGUGGGUGAAUCUUCUAACAACAUAGUACAUAAAGACGGAGAAACUGAGUAUGUUUUUCAUAUUGAUGACGAUGUGUAAAUAUAAAAGAAAAACCAAGUUAAGGUGUAUAAUCAACUUUCAAAACCCGAUGUUACAUUUAUAACUUAUGGUAGC
Messenger RNA from Pieris rapae (cabbage white), 1376 nucleotides. RefSeq lists its product as uncharacterized. The record is from RefSeq and is a predicted model, not a curated record. NCBI's taxonomy places the organism in Eukaryota, Metazoa, Arthropoda, Insecta, Lepidoptera, Pieridae. The coding region runs from base 381 to 1301 and encodes 306 amino acids. The transcript has 2 exons.